AUGUUCUAUUUGACAACAUUGCAUGUGGAUAAAGUGUUGACUGAAGAUCCUGCAACCAAUCCGCCAACGGGCAUUGGAACACAUGUUCCUUCUGUGAUUGAGAAUGCUACAUAUCACAGGAUUGUUGAUUCUUGGAAUUGCAUUGAAUUGUAUUGUCGGAAUUAUAUUCUGAAUGCUCUUGAUGAUUCCCUCUAUGAUAUUUACUCUACUUUCAAAUCUGCUAGAGCAAUAUGGGAAUCAUUGGAGAUAAAACAUAAAACUAAAUAUGCUUGUUCCAAGAAGUCUACUGUUGGAAAGUUUUUGCACUACAAAAUGUCUGAUGCAAAAUCUAUUGUGAAACAAGUGAAGGAAAUUCAAAUCCUUGCCCACGAACUUGACGUUGAAGGUAUGGGUUUACACUCUAAUUUCCUGGUUGGUUCUAUAAUUGAAAAAAUUACAACCUCAUGGAAAGAUUUCAAACUUUAUUUGAAACAUCUAACUGAGGAAAUGAGUUUUGAGAAAUAUGUUCUUAAACUUCAUGUUGAAGAAGAUCACAAGAAAAAUGAAAAGGUUGAUGCAGUUUCUUUGGAGGCUAGUGCUAACUUUGUUGUAGGAAGUACUUCUAACAAGUCUAAGAUUCAGGAGUUUAAAAGCAAAGGCAAAGCAAGUACUUCGAAGAAUGAUGACAAAACUGGUUAUAAGGCUAAGGAUUGUCGCUUCAAAAAGGGUGGAAACAAUGAUGGCAAUGGUGGAAAUUCUAGAAAUUCUGGUGGCAAAUCUGGAAAUCCUGGAAGUUCUAACCAAGAAAAUGUUAUUGAAUCUACAAAACUCUUUGUUGGAAUAAUUGAAACAAAUCUGGUUUCAAAUGGUGUUGAUUGGUGGGUAGAUAUUGGUGCUACUAGACACAUAUGCAACUCAAAAAGCAUGUUUACUACUUACCAACAAGUUGAUGAUGGAGAACCAAUGUUCAUGGGAAAUGCUACUACUACCAAGGUUGAAGGACAAGGGAAAGUGAAUUUGAAACUCACAUCUGGAAAAGAUUUGAUGCUUACCAAUGUGUUCCAUGUUCCUGCUAUGACAAAGAAUCUGAUUUCGGGUCCUAUGUUAAGUAACAAAGGGUUCAAAAUGGUCUUUGAGUCUGAUAAAUUUGUACUUACUAAGGGUCCUACUUAUGUUGGAAAGGGUUACCUCUAUAAGGGACUCUUUAAGUUAAGUGUUGUACCACAUAAUGAUGCUUUUAUCAAUAAGAAUAACGCAGGCACUAGCGCUGCUCCUUCUAUGUAG
Lactuca sativa (garden lettuce) is the source of this 1263-nucleotide messenger RNA. RefSeq lists its product as uncharacterized. The record is from RefSeq and is a predicted model, not a curated record. Lineage: Eukaryota; Viridiplantae; Streptophyta; Magnoliopsida; Asterales; Asteraceae.